AUGCAGCCUAAGAAGGAGGCAGGGCGGAGAAGGCAGGGAAGUACAAGCAGACGCAAUUACAGCUCUAGCAAUGUUUCCUGGCUAAACAAGCGCAAUUAUGGAGAGCAGGAUAGAGGCGUAGGAAGGAGGCCGAGUAUCUGGGCAAGUCUGAUGGAUAUUUUCUAA
This is a messenger RNA of Pseudocercospora fijiensis CIRAD86, 165 nucleotides long. RefSeq lists its product as uncharacterized. NCBI's taxonomy places the organism in Eukaryota, Fungi, Ascomycota, Dothideomycetes, Mycosphaerellales, Mycosphaerellaceae. The record is from RefSeq and is a predicted model, not a curated record. The coding region runs from base 1 to 165 and encodes 54 amino acids. The transcript has 3 exons.